AUGACCAUACUGGACGAACAAGCAGACUUCGACGAUCAGAAAUCCGUUCCGCCCUCGAAACAGUCUCAUGACAGUCCUGCUUCCGAGAAAAGCAGUCCAGAAUCAACUCGCGUACAGACCGUGCCCCGUCUUUCAAACAAAGUGAUAGCGGUCCAGCGUCAAAAGGACGCGUGUGACGAAAUGUGGAGGGAGCUCACGGCCGACCACCCAACGAAUUCCGCCGAGGCCGCGCGCGCCCUGGCGGAGGGUGACGACGAGUACUGCCGUCAGGCGGUGCGCCUCUACCUGAUGGCACGCACCCUCAAUAGGGAAAUUUACGCCAUCGAGGUGGCGUGUCGCCGUUCCGGGACCACCGUGGGUCCACCGACUCUCGCGCCGCGCUCAACACAGGACUACCAAGGCAUGUUGCUCUCCGAGCAGUUGCGCUCGUUGGGUCGUCAUCCCGUGCAGAGCCCCUCACAGCGCCUUCAAGAAUCGCUGGCGAAGAUAUGCCACUUUCGCGGCCAGUACAAUCCCAACACACAUGGGUGGGUUCUUGAUUGA
This is a messenger RNA of Sphaerulina musiva SO2202, 543 nucleotides long. RefSeq lists its product as uncharacterized. The transcript is spliced from 3 exons. The record is from RefSeq and is a predicted model, not a curated record. Bases 1 to 543 code for a protein of 180 amino acids. Lineage: Eukaryota; Fungi; Ascomycota; Dothideomycetes; Mycosphaerellales; Mycosphaerellaceae.